Molecule: messenger RNA, 3063 nt
Organism: Lindgomyces ingoldianus
Lineage: Eukaryota; Fungi; Ascomycota; Dothideomycetes; Pleosporales; Lindgomycetaceae
Exons: 2
Coding region: 1-3063 (1020 amino acids)
Biological process (GO): positive regulation of transcription by RNA polymerase II; aromatic amino acid catabolic process
Cellular component (GO): nucleus
Molecular function (GO): zinc ion binding; DNA-binding transcription factor activity, RNA polymerase II-specific
Source: RefSeq, a predicted model, not a curated record
AUGUCUACCGUUUCGGGGAGUGCGUCGAACGCCUCUCCGCCAGCGCAGCGCACUGCUCCCCAGCAGCACACCCGCACCUACCAAGCCUGCAUUCCGUGUCGGCGGCGCAAGGUUCGGUGCGACCUGGGGCCUGUCGACAACCCCCAUGAGCCGCCUUGCGUCCGCUGCCGGCGCGAGAGCAAAGAGUGCUUUUUCUCUGCCACCCGGAGGAAGAGGAAGCAGGAUAGCGGCGAGGAUCAGGACGACGGCGGGCUGUCCGACUACGAGAUCCGCAAUGGCAGGAAGCGGUUGAGACCCAACGAGGAGCCCCCCCCAGCCCGCCCCGAGCCUCUCCAGAUCAACAGACCCACCACCACGACCGCAUAUGUCUCCCAGCCUCUGACUCCUGGAGGCUCUGUGGGUCGCUAUGAGCCGCUGCGCCGACCUGCGCAGAGCUUCAACCCGCACAACGACGAGGAGGACCAGAAGGUGAACAACCAGACGGCGGCGAUCCUGCAGACGAAAGAGGUUUACAGCGGACACGAUGCGCUGAACCUGCUGUUCGAGGCCGCCGGGCGCAAUGGCGACAUCGACCACCACAGAACUGGCAGCUCGGGGAGUCUCCAGCGCCCGACGUUGGGACACGGUAGCACGCCCGGCUCGCAAGCAAACUUCGCCAGCCCCCAAGCGAGUGCGGUCCACGGCAAAGACGGCCGUCAGUCGCGGGUCGCUGCAGAGCCGUCAGCAGAUCCCGUCAUUGCGUCUAGCUAUCACAACCUCCCCGAUCCGCCCAACGAAGCCACAUUUGCCGACGCUGCGAAGGCGUGGUCGAGGUUCCGCUUUGUGCGGGCCGGAUGGCUCACAGCGAAGGAGGCGAUUGCGUAUAUGGACUAUUUCUACAUCUACCUCUCGCCGUUGACGCCCAUCGUGGUCCCCGAUUACCGCGACCAUGCGCUCCACAGCAAGCUCCUCAAGGAAGAGCCAAUGUUGACGGUUACGCUUUUGACCAUCUCAUCCAGGUUCGUCCGUCUCAAUGGAGCGGGCGCGGCUUCUCGAGCGUAUGCCAUCCACGAGAAGCUUUGGAAGUUUCUUCAAGGAAUGAUUGAUCGCAUGAUCUGGGGACAAGAACAGUUCGGCGGAGGCUUCUGUGGCGCAGGACAGCAGCCCGGAUCGGAUGUGAACCCGCUUUCUCGAAAAGGGCUGAGGACGCUGGGCACGGUGGAGAGUCUAAUGCUUCUUACCGAGUGGCAUCCGCGAGCGCUGCACUUUCCCCCCGGAGACGACGAUGAUGAGUUGGUAGUUCCAGAUGACGGCCCCGGAGACGGCCAUACGACAAAUGGCAGCGAUUCUGCCGACCUAUAUAAGGGAGUCGGGGGCCAACGCAUAGACAGCUGGCUCGAACCCUGCUGGCGGAGCGAUCGAAUGUGUUGGAUGCUGCUCGGAAAUGCCAUGGCUCUAGCUUUCGAGAUCGGCGUGUUCGAUGACACAAGUGAGAAAGAGUUUGAGCAGGCUAACUCACACCUCUCUCACGCUACCGUCAAGGCUUACUACCGACGGAAGAACCACCUCAAGGACCUACUGAUCAUAUAUGUCACUCAGACUAGUGGCAGGCUAGGAUUGACGUCGAUGCUUCCACAGGUCCAACGCGAACCUGACCAUUUCCCGCAUAAGACGCCGCUCAUGAGGUACCAGGAUCGCAUAGCCCACAUUCAACCACCGCCGCCUCAAAUCGGGAUGCGGCCGGAUGGACAGCGUCUCCCGUAUGAAUCAGUGGCCACUCAGAAUCGACAUGCAGUGCAAGAUUUGGUGCUUGAUUUCUGGAACUGGAUCGCCAAGGUCAUGGAAGGAGGAAACCUCAAAUUGUUCCCAAAUCGUCGUCAAACGAGGGAGCUGUUGAAGACGGGGAGGUACGAGGAGUUGCUGAGGGAGUUCCAGACUCCGUUGUUGGACUGGAAGAAGAGUUUCGAUGUGGCCCAGCAAAUUCCCACCCAACUUCGGCACGUUCUUACCAUCGAGUAUGAGUACACUCGAGUAUACUUGAACUCUCUAGCGCUACAAGCAGUCGUCGAGCGUUGUACUCACAACUCGCCAAUGCAGAACCAUGCUCAGCCGAAUGGCUCUUCAAACACCUCACGAGAUGGCGGUGCGAUUCCGUUCAGCACCUUGAGCAAGAUGUACGGAAACGACAGGCACUACAUCGACGAAGUUAUCGAUGCGAGUCGGAACGUCCUAAAGGUUGUAGUCGACGGACUGUUCCCUCACUACCUCCGUCACGCUCCCGUCCGCACGUUCUUCCGCAUCGUCUCGGUCGCCAUCAUCCUCCUCAAAACCUUCGCCCUCGGCGCCACAGAAGACGACGUCGCCUACUCCCUCGGCUUGCUCGACCGCGGAGUCGAAGCCCUGCGCCAAUCAAUCGUCGACGACGUUCAUGUCGGCAACCGUUUCGCCGAUCUCGUUGAAACCCUAACCCACCGCAUCCGCGCGCGCUUCGUGCGCAUGGCCGCCAGCGGCUCUGCAGGAAUAUCCCGUGCACCAAGUCACUCCCCCCCUCGCACCGGUGGCCAAACACCCAUGAUGCCGCCACCACCCCAAACGCACCAACACCCGCCGCACCUCGCGCCUCCCUUCAGCGCCAGCAACAAUGCCCACCAGCACCAACACCAACACCGCUACCACAGCACAACGGGCUCCGGCAGCCCACCACUGCACCUCGACUCCACGGGCCGCUCAACUCCGAAUCCCGGACGCUCGACACCAAAUCCGAGUCUCUGGGGCAUCGCAACAGAAACCUACGAUCCGAAUUCGAAUUCGAUCUCCAUCAUGCCGCCGCCCCAUUUUGGACCUCACCAGUAUAAUUUUAUGGAGCAGCUGCAACAUCACUCACAGUCGCAUAGCCAGAACCAUAGCAAUAUUGGUGGUGGAGGAGUGGAUGCGUAUAACCAGGAUUGGUUGGCGUUGCCACUGGAUCCAUUACUGAAUCAGUGGGGAGCGGAUAUUACGCAGACGGCUAUGGGUCCGGAUGUAGGCGGGAUGGAUAUGUUAGAUAUUUUGCUGAAUAUGGGGGGGCCGCCGGGGAGUGCUUGA